CAUGCACAUGCACGCACAUGUCCACUUCGGGGUGGUUCGACUUGGCACCACGGCGACCUAAAUGAUACCAUGUACGGCACACACGCACCCAUCUCACGCGCAACGCAGUUUUAGACUUUUUUCGCGGGUCGAGGCUUUCGGGCCAGACUUUUCAAAAUGUGCCGCCGCGAACGGGUUUGGUUCCAGCCUGGCGGGCUGCAGCUGUUGGGCGAGUCAGCCCAACGGACGGAAUGGGAGAGAGCUCCGAGCGAAUCUCCCCCCCUCCCCCAGCAGACGACUCUGCCGCCCGCUGUCUCGGCGUGUAAUUCAUGUGGUUUUCGUUGGGCUUGGCAAAGGUGGGUUAUGUGUAUUUCGAGGCCAGACGCUCUGGCUUGUGCCAGAUGAUGAAAGCGCUUUGGACUUUUAUGAGCAGUCCUCCACACACUCUCUCUCUCGUUCUUUCUGUCUCUCGGCCGCCAGGCACAAGUCAGUUCACGAUAUCGAUUGUGUUUUCUCGUCGUCUAAACCAGGACGGCUGCUUUUGUCGUGAUGUUAUGUCAUGCUUCGAAAGCAGAGAGAUCGGGUUUACCCGCAGGCACUGACGGGUGAGAUACUGUCGGCACCAAUCUUCUGAAAUAUGAUUUGAGCAGAAAACGGCGCGG
This is a messenger RNA of Microdochium trichocladiopsis, 641 nucleotides long. RefSeq lists its product as uncharacterized. The transcript has a single exon. Lineage: Eukaryota; Fungi; Ascomycota; Sordariomycetes; Xylariales; Microdochiaceae. The record is from RefSeq and is a predicted model, not a curated record. The coding region runs from base 62 to 529 and encodes 155 amino acids.